This is a messenger RNA of Anneissia japonica, 3501 nucleotides long. RefSeq lists its product as uncharacterized. The transcript has 8 exons. The record is from RefSeq and is a predicted model, not a curated record. The coding region runs from base 151 to 2748 and encodes 865 amino acids. NCBI's taxonomy places the organism in Eukaryota, Metazoa, Echinodermata, Crinoidea, Comatulida, Comatulidae.
GAGGUCUGUGUAUACUUCAUAAUUGGUGUACUAGCAUGUAGUGUCUGGAUUGUAAUACUAAGAAUUUGUUUUGAUAAUUUUUGUGUUUGAAUUGAAAUGUAGUCCGUACUAGUUUGGACUUAAAAAGUAUUGUAAGUAUGUUAGAGCAUUAUGAGGCGAAGUGAGGAUACAACACUAGAAAAUAUCUUCAGCUCAACACUAAGAGAAUCUUUACACAGCACCCAAAGUAUCUCCGGACGGACAUCGAUACUCACAUAUGCAAAUAAACAAUACCCUUCUGCAACUGAUGCCCUUCAAGCCUACAUCAACGACUUCGAACACAAACAGUUGAAUUCUCCAUACAGGCGCACUGUCGAAGAUCUUCUAUCUCCCAAAUCAGUACUGCUUCAGACUGUGGAACGUAGUCUCGCUACCGGUGUGCGUGACACUAGUGCAGAGACUCAGAGACACAGGAUCAAGAAACUUAUUGAUGAAUCAUAUAAUGAGAUCCAAAGAGCAGAUUUGGAGCAAGAUAAAGCAAAACAGCUGAUAGAGUCAUCAAAAGAACUUCACAGAAUCUCAUCAUCUGAUAUAUCAGGUCUGACACCAGAAAAAACACUUCAACCACAGCAAAGUCUAACCAGCUUAUCUACAGACACCCUUCUAUUCCAGGCAUCACAGAGUGAACUCAACCACAAGCUGGGCUUUAAGAGUGAGACAGAUUCUCAACCCAGUGUUGCCUGGAACUCAACACCUUUGUCUCCUCUACAGGAGAGCUACAAGGCAAAUGCUAUUCAAUUAAGGUCAUUACAAGGCGAUGCUGGAUCAUGGAGGAAUUCUGGGAUUUUGAAGAAGCAUCCAAGUCCAGAAAAAAGGCGGGGUUACAGGGAAGUAAGCUUUACAGGCCAUGCUAAAUCCGAACCUGAGUUGGGGUUAAGAAAUGUUCAAGACAGGCUCUUUAAACAUACAAGUACAGGAAGAAAUAAAAAAUCACCACAAUCAGCUGGAUAUAAAGCAAGAUCAGUGGACUCGCUUGCCAACCAGAAGACAUCAUUUGGUAAAAAUUCCACUAAACUUAGAUUUACAGAUGAAUCAAUUUUAUCUGGAGGUAGAAUGACACCAAGCUGGAUUGAAGAUUUAGAUAGGUCAGAGAUUUCCACCAAGGUUCCGCAUUCAAGCAGCCAUGUUCAGAAGACCGGAUUCACUUCUAAGAUGUUAAGUGAUGAUGCUAGAAUGUAUAGUGCAUCAGAAGUUUCAGGACACAGAAGUAUACCCAGCUGGAUCCAAGAUAUUAGUUUGUCAGAGAUCCAGAAUACUGGUGAAGGUAGGUCGCAUAUUGGCAGACCUCCACCUAGCUGGAUUAAUGAUCUUGAUGAUUCUGCGAUAAACUCUGUUAUACCCACUGUCAGACCUGUAUCAUUUGACAGUCAAAAUGUCCUCUCCAAAAGAGGGAGGAGUACACCUGAGCCUAAUUUCACUAAAGGUGAUAGAUUUCUACCACUUGGUUUGACUCACCAAGAUCUUGACUCAAGCAGCACAAGCUUUAACAAGGAAAAUAAUUCAGACUCUAAUGGUAAUGGUAGAACUCACAUUAGGAGCAGUGCAGAGAUAAACAGACUUGUAAGAAAUGCAAAGUCUAAGAGAGAUUCUAGAGGUAUAAGAACAUUUGCAGCAUCAUCUCCAGUUGCAAAGAAAAAACUCAGCACAGACAUGCUCAGUAUGACUACAGAUGACCUCAUUUUGGCACCUUCAAGUGGCAGAGGUUUACCAGCAUCAAGGAGCAUGGAAGAACUUAGAAGAACUCUGAAGCAGAUGGAGUGGUCAUCUUCAAAAAGCACUGGUAGAGGUUCUCCAAGAAGUAACAGGGCACGAUCACAGAAUAGCCAAAGAAGUACCUCACCAUUAUUAAAACAGCAAUGGCAAAGACAUCAGAAGCACAAACCAAUGAGCGAUAGUCAGGAAAGGAGUAGGCUUAACAUCUCAGACCUUUAUUCAACCCCAAGUAAAUAUUCCUCUCGCAGAUUUGAACAAGAUCGAAAACAACCUCACAUACAAGACAACUCUCUUAAAAGCCGUUGGAUGGUAGAUGAGGAUGUGAUCCCUUCUCAGAGUCAUUCCAAAUACUACAGUCCACCUACCGGCAGGUUUACGAACUCAAGAGGUUCAUCUGCCGAGUAUGAACAGAGAGUGAUUGCCAGAGCAGAGAAAAUACUUGGCUCACCUUUGACACGACCUCUCCAACACCUUCAGACACAAAGCCCUGACACUGAAGAUAUUCUAGAUGGUGACAGGUCUUGGGAAAAAGCUGUACCACCAUACAAACCACUGAGGCCUGUUUAUGCCAGAGAUGCGGAGUCAAAACAGAAACAUAUUAUUGAUCGAUUUCUCGAUGACUGCCUAAACUCAAAUAGUACAAGUCCGCGGUUGACAGCCAGUGAACAACCUGGACCAGUGGAGGCUCUUAAAAACAUGCUCUUCACAAUCCAGUCUGUUGCCAUAGCAAAUGAUUUGACAGAGGAUGAUGAUAAGGAGAUGGUUCAUGAUGACACUAUUGAGGAUGAGGUUGCACCAAAGGUUGAUAGUUCGAAGAAGCUCGAUUUGCUCACCUCUGAUGGAGACAACCAACCAGAAGCAACUAUUGAUGGGAUAGAGGAAGGGAGUAAAUCCUUAAAGAGAGCAAUGGAACAUCUGUCGAGGUUGAAGUAUCUGGUACGGUCCGAUAGUGAGCAAAAUAUGUCUGACAACACACAGCGGGGAAUGAUAGAAUAAUAAAUCCAGAAUGAUAAACCAAAGUUUUAUUCCUAAUAUUGCAAGAAAAUAAUAAUUAUAAUUAUUAUUAUUUAAUAAUAUAUAAUAAUAUAUAAUUAAUAGUAAUUUUCAAAUAAUUAAUAGUCAGUAUUUGAGAUAUCAUAAACAAUUUGCCAAGUGCUUCCAAUUUGUAAAGAUUUUAUUUUUCAAAAAAUUGGUGCAUGAAACUUAACCACUAUUCAAUCCAUUGGUGGAAUAACAAGACAAUCUCCAUUUGUGAAUGAUGAACAAAACUUUUAUGCAAAAGUUACAUAGAAAUCGUCCCUUUUUUUUUUUAUAUUUGAAGAUGAAUUUAUAUGCCUUACUUCUAGUCUUGCAGGGCUCUGGUGGUUAGAAUUAAGAAUUACGUAAAUGUAUAAAUCCAGGUGUAUUUAUGUGGAUCAAAUUCAACACAAGUAUUGUAUUGUACUAUUCUGAAUUUUAUCUAUUUCUAUUUGGUUGAAAAUUCGCAAAAAUAAAUUAAUGCAAUUUCUAAAUAAAUACAAUAUUUUUAUUUUUAUUUCUCGACUUUUAUUUUGUAAAUUACAUAAAUAUGCCUAUUUCAUUUAUUUGGAGGUGGUUUAAUUGGAGGCGUUUUUAAGACUUGUAACAUGCACCACCAUGCCUUUAUAAGGCAAAUUACUAAUAAGUGUCAAAAAGUAUUAUACCUCCAUGGUCCAAUCAUUUUAAGAAUGAGAUGUUAUCUUGAAAUAAAAUCAACUGGUUUCUUAUUAA